Molecule: messenger RNA, 5864 nt
Organism: Zea mays
Lineage: Eukaryota; Viridiplantae; Streptophyta; Magnoliopsida; Poales; Poaceae
Exons: 16
Coding region: 143-4834 (1563 amino acids)
Biological process (GO): RNA 3'-end processing; polyadenylation-dependent ncRNA catabolic process
Cellular component (GO): nucleolus; TRAMP complex
Molecular function (GO): poly(A) RNA polymerase activity; mRNA binding
Source: RefSeq, a predicted model, not a curated record
GGAGUACUCCGACGCAAAACUCUCUCCGCUGCUCCGCAAACCAAGCAAGACCGGAAGAGCGCCCAGGCCCACCACAGCGGCCACUCCUCCCCCAUUCCCGAGUCCCGACCAACCACCGGCACCGACGCGGCCGCUCCCCAGCAUGGCCUCCACCGCCGCCGCGCCGCGCACCACGAAGGAGCUCAUGGACGCCCUCACCGCGCACCUCUCUCUCUACCACGCCGCCGCGAACCCUAGCCCCGCCACCGCUGCUGCCUCUACCUCCUCCUCGUCACCGCGCGCUGCGAUCCUCCGGUGGCUCGCCUCCCUCUCCCCCGCCGCGCGCGCUGCGGCUGCCACCUCCCUCCUCUCCCCCGCCGCGGCUGCCGCGCUGCUCUCCAUGGUCCGCCGGCUCCGCCUCCGCGGCCACUCCUCCUUCUUCGUGCUCCACUCCUCGUCCCCGUCCACCUCCGCGCGCGGAGCCGAGGAGCCAACCGUCCUCUCGCGCCUCUCCCGGGGCCUCCUCGCCCGCGCCGCCGCCAGCUCCCGGGCGCAGGCGCUCCUCUUCGCCAACACCCUCCUCUUCCCCUCGUCGCCCGCAUCGUCGCGGCGCCCCGACGUGAUCACCGUCGCCGAAGCCUUCGUCGCUGACCUCGACGGCUUUGUCGCAGCCAUGGAUGAGAUCUCUGGCGGGAGGUUCCUCUGCUGCGGGGAGGGGGAAGUGGACCUGGCCGCGCUGGCGUGUCAAGAUUUCCCGGAGCUGCCCUGGCUUAAUGCCAAGGGGUACUACGUGAUCGAGGAGUUUCUGGCCAAUAGGUUGGAUAUCGCACUGCGAAUGUCGUGGGCAGCGGCAGGGGGUGGGUCAGCUGGAGGGAGAAAGGCGGUGAGAAUUGGGAAGAGUGCGAAGGAGAAGGCUGGGCUUGCUGCAAACGCGUUCUGGAGGGAGAAGGGAUAUGCGGAUUGGUGGAUGAGACUGGAGCCUCGGAUGAGAGCAAGUCUCAUGGGGGUAUUCUUCGGGAAAGGUGCAAUGGCCCUGGCAAAUGAGAUGGUUGAAGGAUCAGACAGUGCCUCAAGGGAUAAUUUAGGUGAACCAGGAUCAUUCGUGGCAAACGAAUCUUGUGAAUGUACACGGCAGUCUCUGUUCAGAAAGAAUUGUGCUUCUUCCGUUGAUGGUGCAAACAUUCUGUCUUGCAGCAAGAAGUCUGUAUUUUAUAAAGAGUUGAAAAGACUGAAACUAGUUGAGGAGAUAGUCUGUUUGAAGAGCAACAUUACUUGCUGCAGCGGUGAUGCAAUCUUUUUCACUUCAUUAGUGUCGGCUGCUACUGCUGCUGGUGAUGUACUUAUGAAAUUACAAGGGCUUCUCAUGGUGGUGUCGACAGAAAGUAUAAAUCUUGAACUUAUUGGGGAUGAAGCCCCCAAAAAGAAAGAUGUUGAAAAGACCAGUGGAGGUUCUCGGAAAGGAAAGAAGAAGUCUAACACCUUGAAAAAGCUAACGACAUCUGCUAAGCCAUCUAAGUUAACCUUUUUCCAGGAUAAUGGAUGCAGUAGUUCAGAUAAUCGCAAUUGUAGUCCUUUACCAAACCAUUGUGCUCCAUCUGUUGAAGGCACUGCUGCUGGACCUCCAUCUGAAAAAACUCCUUACAAGGAAAUUGUACCAACAACGAAGGAACAAACUGUCUCGUUGGAUGGUUGCAAAAAUCAAUGUAACAAAAAGAAGAACAAGCGGAAAGGGAAAACAAAACUAUCAAAUCCGAUGAGGCCUGAGAGCCCAAGAUCUACCAAAUUAAAAACAGUUGUUCCCCAUAGUGCUGCAGAGGCCUUGCAUGAAGCUGCUAAAGAGGCUGAUGUCUCACCUCAUCACCCAUCGUAUGUCCAUCCUUCCAAGAACGAGAUCUCUGAAGCUGUUAGCUGUUCUGACCCUUCCAUUUUAUCUAAUGGAACAAAGGUAAUAUCCACCAGUAAGGGCACAAAACUUGAAGACACAUUGUAUUCUCCUAGAGUUCACUCAUCACUUGCUACAGAACGUUUUCAGAGUGCCCAUGAUGAUGCCUUCAAAGUGGCUGUGCAGGCCUCAUCGUACCUUAGCCAAAGUGAAUCCUUGGUUCAGUCAUCCUCUUGUCUACCUUCCAGAAGCAAUGAGGUCUCUUCUACUAAUCUGUAUGGAAGUUCAGUUGACUCCUUGGUAAGAUCUGCACAGGAAAAAACUGAAUGUGAUGGGAAACAUGUGGAUCAUAAAUCUGAAGUGACAAAGGACAGAAUUUUACCUUCUGCUAUUCCUACUGACAUGCUUCAAAGUGCUAUAAGUAAAAAUGGUGGAGUUAUGAAAAAUGGUGGUGGUGAAUGUUAUGUAUACAAUAGGAACCUACUGGGAGGAACGUCGUAUGAAUGGCCUAGUGUAACACCAUCUCAUUUUGUAUCUCCUCAAAUGCAACAACGUCCAGCUGCAGCAGACAGGUUGCAUCUUGAUGUUGGUUACAGAUGGCCAACUCAAUUUAACCAACCCUUUCUUCCUGCCAACCAUCAGGUGAGGAAUCCGCCAAUUGAUGCUGGACACAAUCAAAUGUUACCUUCUCUAGCAGUUCCACUAAGUUUUGACUGGCCUCCAGUUUUUAGAGGUUAUGGUAAAAAUGCUUCUGUAAGCUAUGAUCCAUUGUAUACCCCACAGAUGCAAUCUUCUGCUUGGUCAGGGUUCCCUGCUCAACUAGUGCAAAGAGGGGGUAUUUGCAGUGACAGUGAUGUUGCGGAUGAUACUGAAAGCUAUUGGUUUUCUGAAGAAGAAUCAGAUAGUCGUGCACAUUCUGGAAGAGAUAUUAAUCAAUACUUUGGUGGAGGUGUGAUGUACUGGAGUCCUGCAGAACAUGCAGGAACUGGUUUUUCCAGGCCACCAUCUCUUAGUUCAGAUGAUAGUGCCUGGGCUUGGCAUGAGGCUGAUGUUAUACGAGUUGUUGAUGAUGUAGCUAAUGGUAUUCCAUCUACAUACACAAAUGGUGUAUCAUCACCACCCUCCACUCCAUCUUGUUCUCAAAAUGAAUCUUUGGAUCCAGCUGCUCACUUGAUAACAGGGAAUGAGAUCAAUAAUGAAGCUCUGACUUCUCCAUCUUCGGUGCAAGAUAGUCCUGAAGAUAAAAUAAUGCAAGUUGCAAAGGCUGUGUCUUGUGGCAGUGAAGUAGUUAAGGCAGAUACAUUGCCAUAUGCCAUGCUGCGGCCGAUAGUUGUUCCUAGUAUAUCACGAAGGUCAUCACGAUCUGAGAUUAAGGGUGCUCAUGAUCACAGGAGGAGCCCAUGUGUACCAUCAACAAGGAGGGACAUACCUAUUCUAAGAAGACCUCCAUCACCAGUAGUACUUAGUGUUCCUCGCGUACCUAGGCCACCACCUCCUUCACCUGCUGGAGAGUCAAGAAAACGAGGGUUCCCUAUCGUUAGAUCCGGCAGCUCAAGUCCUCGACAUUGGGGGAUGAGAGGUUUAUUUUCUGAAGACAAAAUUUUUCAUAGGGCUCAGUUUUGCUUGGAUGGUCCUGAAGUUGUAUGGCCUUCAUGGGGUAACAAGGGUACUUCUGGUACAUUGGUGCAAACAAUUGAGGAUACUGUUUUGCAGGACCACCUUGUUAAGAUUUCACAGCUAUCUUGUGAUCAACAUCCAGAUGUGGCAUUGCCUGUACAGCCACUAGAUAUGCUAAAUGGUUCGUCUCACAAGGCAUCCCUCUCUUUGAUGCACAAUGCUCUACAUGAAGAAAUAGAUCAAUUCUGUAAGCAGGUUGCUGCUGGUAAUCUGGUGAGGAGGCCCUAUAUAAACUGGGCUGUCAAAAGAGUCACCCGUUGCCUGCAGGUUCUGUGGCCUCGCUCCCGUACAAAUCUAUUUGGCUCAAAUGCCACUGGUCUGGCUCUUCCAACUAGUGAUGUUGAUCUUGUGGUUAGUCUUCCUCCUGUCCGAAACCUGGAACCUAUUAAAGAAGCUGGAAUUUUGGAAGGCCGUAAUGGCAUCAAGGAAACAUGUCUACAGCAUGCAGCAAGGUGUCUUACUAACCAGGACUGGGUUAGAAGUGAUUCCCUUAAAACAGUUGAAAACACAGCUAUACCUGUGAUCAUGCUUGUAGCGGAUGUACCCUGUGACACGAAUAUGUCCAAUGAGUAUUCUUCAGUACUAGAUGGCUCACAAGACUAUUCAGUUAACAUGCUUGGAGAACAAGGGAGUCCUCCUCGGUCUGACACCUCUAGUUCAGAAGGCAGCAACAUGCUGAUGUGCUCAAAAUUGAAUAAGGAUGAUUGUGAUAUUGUGCAGUCAAUUCGUCUUGAUAUAAGUUUCAAAUCGCCAUCCCAUACAGGACUGCAGACUACUGAGUUGGUACGUGAGUUGAGCCAGCAAUUUCCUGCAGUUAUACCUCUUGCCUUGAUUCUCAAGAAGUUUUUGGCUGACCGGAGUUUGGACCACCCCUAUUCAGGUGGUCUGAGCUCUUACUGUUUGGUGCUGUUAAUUGUUCGUUUUCUCCAGCAUGAGCAUCAUCUUGGUCGACCUAUUAAUAAAAAUCUGGGCAGCCUUUUGAUGGAUUUCUUGUACUUCUUUGGGAACAUAUUUGAUCCACGCCAUAUGCGCAUUUCUAUCCAAGGAAGUGGAAUUUAUUUGAAUCGAGAAAGAGGGCAAAGCAUUGACCCGAUUCACAUAGAUGAUCCACAUUGCCCUGCUAACAAUGUGGGCAGGAAUUGUUUCCGCAUUCACCAAUGUAUUAAGGCAUUUGCUGAUGCGUUUGCUGUUCUUGAGAAUGAGCUACUGCAGUUCAGUUCAGAAUGUAGCAUGCCUGUAUCUUCAUUCAAUAUACUAAAGAAAAUAAUCCCAAGUAUUGAUUCUGAUGAGCUGUAGCUAUAAAAAAGAGGUACGAUUCCACAGAAUACAAUUGAUGACAGGGUGGAAUGACCUGUGCUGCCUUCUAGACACACUGAUGUCUAUGCAGCUGCUCAGAAGCCUCAGUGUGGCAAGUUUGAUACCUCUGGAAUAGACCAAAAAAUAGACCGGCAAGAUGGCAAUAUUCAAACGUGAGCUCUUGUGUGUUCAUGCAAUGGCACAUGAUGCCUUGCUCCCUGAUCGAGCUUCUUGAUGUUCAGAUCUCUGACUGAGGUAAAUUGGCUUACUCAAGAACAAGGUGGUGAAUUGGCUUUCUCAUGAACAAGGCGUUGCUGCACACAGACUACUGACGUGGCUGUUCUUGCACCUUUCUGAAUAAGCCCAUUCAUGUAAUGUUUGGUAAAUGCAAACCGCAUGAUUAUCCGCUUGAUACUGUGAUUGAUAGAUGCUUCACCUCGUGCCAAUAUUCUGUGUUCCAAUGCCAAGUCACAUAUUCUGAGCAGCAACUGGAGAUUUGCUCAUGUACCGAUUCUUCAAGGUCCUAGGAUCAUUUGGGGUGAUGAAGAUUGUGAAAUACAUGUGGAGGGGUACUUAUAUGGAGAUGCAUGGUCUUAGUAAUUAAGCGGUCAAGAACUUAUGGUCACCUGAUGAAAACAAGGAUGGUUGUGAAGAGAACGGAGUAGUGGCAUCAGCUAUCAGGGAAAGGGAAGUGCUAUUGACAUCAUGGCUGACCCCUUUCAGAUUAUCGCGCUGAGAUCUUCCUGGCGAGGAUUGGGAGCUACGAGCCAGAUAUCCUUGACGGAAAUGUUUGCUUGGACAGCGUAAACCGGAAAGUACCGGCGAUGAUAUUGAUGAUGAUAAUCGCACUGCUCUCUAUUGUCAUACUGUUGUCUGCACUCUUCAGCGACAUGUCUUGUGCCUUUUCAACGUGCGAAAUGUGAGCAAUUGCUCUUGUAAAGCUGCACUAUUUCACUAAAACAUUAUUGUUUGGGUUAUUUAGAUCCAUGGUAUUACUAUUUAUCUAUUUGGAAACUUACAUUACAAUUUU